GAAACUGGCGCCGUCGUUUCGACGCAGACUGUGGGUCCGGGUUGCCCGCACGGUUCCUGGCCUUCCUUGACAAGAUCCCGGUAUCAUCGCUCUGCGUGAAGCAAGCAGAGAUUCCUCCACCGGUUGUGGAAGAGAGGCUUGUCUCCUGCUGCUCCGGAGACCGAACACGGGCAGGCAAUCCGGCUUCGUUCAGAGGGAAGGGAGGGAACUAAGGGCUUUGAGACCCCCAUCCUACAUGGAGAUAGCAAGAAGAUUCCUACGAUCGAGGAUUUCCAAACCCAAAACCUAAGCGGGUCUCCAGCAUGGAGAGAGGGGAAGAAAAACAGAAUCUGGAUCCAGAGAACCCUCUGGAAGAGGAGAUCUCAGAAGAAUGGAGUCUGGACGAGGACAAAAUAGCUUCUGCUGCCAUCACCGUCGCCACGGCAGCAGUGGCCGCAGUGAAGACCAUUAUUGGGAUCCAGUCUCGUAUCUUCAGGAGACUGGCCAUGCGGCAGAAGUUCCUGAGGCGGGAACGUGAUGACUUGAAUGAGCUCGAGCGGCUGGUAGAAAACACGGCCACUGCACGCCUCCGGGCUGUCAUUGAAUCGAGCAUUGACUCUUUGAAAGCCAUGUUGUGCUCCUGUCUCUUCCAGUCGCCGGCUGUCCUCGCUGGCUUGAUAGAUGAGCUGUACAUCAUGGAACGCGCUUUCUGGGUGCAGCCGGGCCGCUCGGAGUGGUGGGAGAAGGUCGUCCUGCCCCAUUGGGAUGACCCGCUCUGGCAGGAGAAUUUCAGGAUGAGCCGGCAGACUUUCAUGGAGCUGUGUGCCAUGCUGAGACCGGUCCUAGAGCGGCAGACCACCAACAUGCGGGCCCCCAUUACUGUUGAGAAGCAGCUGGCCAUCGCUGUCUGGAAGCUGGCAACUCCCGAUAGCUACAGGUCCGUAGCGGAGUGUUUUGGGGUCGGCCGCUCCACCGUCUCGAGGAUCGUCAUGGAAGUCUGCCAGGCGCUGUAUGAUGUUUAUCACCAUGUGGUCCACCUUACCCGUCCCCAUGUGGUGAUGAAAGGGUUUGCAGUCAAAGGAUUUCCUCACUGCAUCGGGGCCAUCGAUGCAACGCACAUCCCUAUCAUUGCGCCCGCCCACCGAGCAACAGAGUACAUCAACAGCAAAGGCUAUUACUCUAUGGUCCUGCAAGCCUUGGUGGACCACGAGGGCCGAUUCACCGAUGUGUAUGCUGGGCGGUCCGGGAAGGUGCACGACGCAAGGAUCUUUCGCAGCUCUCCCAUUUUCCGUGCCAUGAAUCAAGGCACGUUUGGUCCCAGCGUCAUUAUGGACAUGGAGGGUGAGCAAGUGAAACCAGUGAUCCUCGGGGACCCCGGUUACCCUCUCCUGCCGUGGUUGAUGACGCCUUACAGUGGCCACUUGGACACCAACAAGCAGCGGUUCAAUGACACCCUGAACGGCUGUCGGAUGGUGGUUGAAUAUGCUUUCGAGCGCCUCCGGGGCCGUUGGCGAUGCCUGCUGUCCCGCCUAGAUGUGAGGGAGCGCUACGCGCCCAGGGUCAUUGUGGCCUGCUGCAUAUUACAUAAUAUCUGCGAGGCCAAAGGGGAGCCCCUUCAGGAGGGGUGGGAAGAGGUAGUGAGAUCAGUCUCGAGAUCUUAUCAGCAGCCAGAGCGACAGCCUGUGUACGUGUCAAACCCCCGUGCUCGGGAGAUCAGGGAUCUUUUCAGUGCAUACUUGCAAAGGAGGGAGCAAGGAGACUAA
Gekko japonicus is the source of this 1742-nucleotide messenger RNA. Its product is annotated as putative nuclease HARBI1. The coding region runs from base 303 to 1742 and encodes 479 amino acids. Lineage: Eukaryota; Metazoa; Chordata; Lepidosauria; Squamata; Gekkonidae. The record is from RefSeq and is a predicted model, not a curated record. The transcript is spliced from 3 exons.